Pyricularia pennisetigena is the source of this 1095-nucleotide messenger RNA. RefSeq lists its product as uncharacterized. The record is from RefSeq and is a predicted model, not a curated record. Gene Ontology annotation, cellular component: cytoplasm. Gene Ontology annotation, biological process: peptidyl-hypusine biosynthetic process. The transcript has 3 exons. Lineage: Eukaryota; Fungi; Ascomycota; Sordariomycetes; Magnaporthales; Pyriculariaceae. Bases 1 to 1095 code for a protein of 364 amino acids. Gene Ontology annotation, molecular function: deoxyhypusine synthase activity.
AUGCCACAAGAGUCCCAAGCCCCCAGGCAGGCCAAGGAUGCCGUCCUCGUCCAAUCGGCCGAGAUGCCGGCCGGCUCGCAAAAGGUCGAGGAGCUAGACUUCAACAAGUUCCGUGGCCGUCCCAUCACGGCUGAGGACCUCCUCGACGGCAUGAGGCACAUGGGGUUCCAAGCCUCAUCUAUGUGUGAGGCAGUCCGCAUCAUCAACGACAUGAGAGCAUGGAGCGACCCAGAAACGGGCGAGCGCACCACCAUCUUCUUGGGCUACACCUCCAACCUUAUAUCGUCGGGCCUCCGUGGCGUACUCCGCUACCUCGUUCAGCACAAGCACGUCUCGGCCAUCGUCACCACGGCCGGUGGCAUCGAGGAGGACCUGAUCAAGUGCCUCGGCGACACGUACAUGUCGUCCUUUAGCGCCUCGGGCGCCGACCUGCGCAAGAAGGGCCUCAACCGCAUUGGGAAUCUCGUCGUUCCAAACUCCAACUACUGCGCCUUUGAGGACUGGGUCGUCCCCAUCCUCGACAAGAUGCUCGACGAGCAGGAGGCGGGCAGGGGCAAGGGAGACGACGGCGAGGACGCUGUCAACUGGACCCCGAGCAAGGUCAUCCACCGCCUCGGCAAAGAGAUCAAUGACGAGCGUUCCGUCUACUACUGGGCCUGGAAGAACGACAUACCCGUCUUCUGCCCUGCCCUGACCGACGGUAGCCUUGGCGACAUGCUGUACUUCCACAGCUUCAAGGCCUCGCCGCGCCACCUGCGCGUCGACAUCGUUGAGGAUAUCCGCAAGAUCAACACCAUCGCCGUGCGGGCCAAGCGGGCCGGCAUCAUCAUCCUCGGCGGCGGCGUCGUCAAGCAUCACAUCGCCAAUGCCUGCUUGAUGCGCAACGGAGCUGAGUCCGCCGUCUACAUUAACACGGCUCAGGAGUUUGACGGCAGUGAUGCCGGUGCGAGACCAGACGAAGCUGUUUCGUGGGGCAAGAUCAAGGCCGGAGCUGACGCGGUCAAGGUAUAUUUGGAAGCAACUUCAUGCUUCCCAUUCAUCGUGGCCAAUACUUUUGCAAGAGAUGAUCAGCACGUCAAGUCUGAUAGCAGCUAG